UUUCGUAAUAAGUUUAAAAAUAAUGAAAGAAACAACAAAAACAAAGACGAAUAAGUAAGUGUGUCGGGGUCGAGGACGUUACAGAGAAGAUGGCGUCUGUUUAGGUCGGGCUCGUCACCUCCCCUCGGCGUCGAGCGGAUUCGCUCCAGCGUUUGAGGAGCAGCAAGAGCCGCAAUCUACACAGUGCAGCAUUCGCUGCGUCCCGCGACACUUGUACCGCUUUCAGAGUGACCGGUCAUCUCGUGAUCUCUCCGUAUACACUGUGACGUGUAAAUAAAUUGGCGUUUUUUAGCGCGCGCCUGCCUGCUUAGCUCAGUUAAACUGCGUGGAGUUGUUCGGAAGGGGUUUCGGUCGGUUGGUUGGUGUUUUUAAGCUCGUUGUUUUCGAUGUGACCGGUGGAACACGGUGUUUCCCCGCUCGCGUGAGUUGUGUCGUCGAGGCGACGGGAUGUCGGACAACCAGAGCUGGAACUCGUCGGGCUCCGAGGAGGACCUGGACACGGAGUCGGGGCAGCCCGUGGAGCUCGGCGGGGUCCUCAGCAAGUGGACCAACUACAUUCACGGGUGGCAGGACCGCUGGGUGGUGUUAAAAAAUAACACCUUGAGCUACUACAAAAGUGAGGAUGAGCGGGAGUACGGAUGCCGCGGGUCACUGUGUCUCAGCAAGGCUGUUAUCACGCCUCAUGAGUUUGACGAGUGCCGGUUUGACAUCAGUGUCAAUGACAGCGUCUGGUACCUGCGGGCCCAAGACCCUGAACACCGACGGCAGUGGAUUGAGUCUAUUGAGCUGCACAAGGCAGAGUCUGGCUAUGGCUCGGAGUCCAGCUUACGGCGUCAUGGGUCCAUGCUGUCCCUCACAUCCGCAGCCAGUGGCUACUCCGCCACCUCCACAUCCUCAUUCAAGAAAGGACACAGUUUACGUGAGAAGCUGGCGGAGAUGGAGACAUUCCGGGAUAUUCUGUGCAGACAGGUUGACACGCUACAGAAAUACUUUGAUGCGUGCGCUGAUGCAGUGUCCAAAGAUGAAUUUCAGAGAGAUAAAGUUGUGGAAGACGACGAAGACGAUUUUCCAAACACCCGUCCUGACGGAGACUUUCUGCACAACAACAAUGGCAGUAAGGAGAAAUUGUUUCCAUCCGUGAAUCCCAAAGGAAUAAACGGGAUUGACUUCAAAGGGGAAGCCAUCACCUUCAAGGCUACCACUGCGGGCAUCCUGUCCACCUUGUCUCACUGCAUAGAUCUGAUGAUGAAGAGGGAGGACAGCUGGCAGAAGAGGCUGGACAAGGAAUUGGAGAAGAGGAGACGGGUGGAGGAGGCCUACAAGACUGCAGUGUCAGAACUGAAGAAGAAAUCUCACUUUGGAGGUCCGGAUUAUGAGGAGGGUCCCAACAGUCUCAUUAACGAAGAUGAGUUUUUCGAUGCGGUAGAAGCUGCUCUUGACAGACAAGAUAAGAUUGAGGAACAGUCCCAGUCGGAGAAGUCCAGGAUACACCGGCCAACAGCAGUUCCCUCGGGAGAUACCUACUCCACCAUUGGCACCCACAGAUUAGCUCAGAAGCUUGUCAGUGCCUCUGAUGAUGUUCACAGAUUCAGGAUGCAGGUGGAAGAGAUGGUGCAGUAUCACAUGUCCUACUCCCUGCAGGAUGUUGGUGGUGAUGCCAAUUGGCAGCUGGUGGUUGAGGAAGGGGAGAUGAAGGUGUAUCGACGAGAGGUGGAGGAGAACGGCAUUGUGCUGGACCCGCUGAAAGCGACACAUGCCGUCAAGGGGGUGACUGGGCAUGAAGUGUGUCAUUACUUCUGGAACACAGAAGUGCGAAACGACUGGGAGACAACUAUUGAGAACUUCAAUGUGGUGGAAACGCUGUCAGACAACGCAAUUAUAAUUUAUCAGACUCACAAGAGGGUGUGGCCUGCCUCCCAGAGAGACGUUCUCUAUCUGUCGGCUAUACGCAAAAUUGUGGCCAACAAUGAGAACGAUCCAGACACAUGGCUAGUCUGCAACUUCUCGGUUGAUCAUGAGAACAACCCUCCCACCAAUAGGUGUGUUCGUGCCAAAAUCAAUGUGGCCAUGAUCUGUCAGACCCUGGUAAGCCCACCAGAGGGAGACAAAGAGAUCAGCAGAGACAACAUCCUUUGCAAAAUCACCUACGUUGCAAAUGUGAACCCAGGCGGUUGGGCCCCUGCCUCUGUGUUGCGUGCUGUGGCUAAGAGGGAGUACCCCAAAUUUCUGAAGCGCUUCACCACCUAUGUCCAGGAGAAGACGGCUGGAAAGUCCAUUCUCUUCUGAGCUCUGCAGUGCCCUGCUAUUGCUGGACGACUCGCCCGAUUUCCUCCCUUGCUGAGGUUGACACCUGACUGGGUGUGCAUUCCUCUACUGUGGGACUGCACUUACCUGCAGCAGCACAGUCCGUCCCUGCGCUCUUAUCUCCACCUCCUGCAGCUUAGGCCCACCCCCUGACCUCCCCAAUACAGAGCUUAAGAGCUGCCGAAAUUGCACCCAGCACCCCUGCGUGCUCCCAAAAGCUACAUCCCAUGCAGAUUCCUUUUCUGUCAGCUGUGGUUUAAAGGCUUUAAUGCACCAUUUGCUCACCAUCAUUUUUCUAGCUCCUGCCGGAAUAGCAAAAUUAAAAUGGUUUGUUAGUUUUCUGGCACUAAAUUUUGGAGAUAUAGUAGUUCUGCUUUUUGUAAAUGUUUAAUCAUAAUUUCCAGCAAGAUUUGAUUUUCAAGUUUCCUACAAUCACUGAUCUCAUGGCUUAUUUUCAUGCUGCUAAUUUUUCUAAAAAGUUACUUUUUUAAAGUUGUUUUGAUUGUUAGACUUUAGGGCUGUUACUUACCUUUGACCUUACCUUUUCAUCUCUGUUUCUAGUGAAGACCAAAUACAGGGUCUGAUGGAGGGAGAUAUGGAAAAGCUUUAUACGUUUUUCU
Molecule: messenger RNA, 2924 nt
Organism: Scleropages formosus (Asian bonytongue)
Lineage: Eukaryota; Metazoa; Chordata; Actinopteri; Osteoglossiformes; Osteoglossidae
Product: collagen type IV alpha-3-binding protein
Exons: 18
Coding region: 448-2286 (612 amino acids)
Biological process (GO): ER to Golgi ceramide transport
Molecular function (GO): lipid binding
Source: RefSeq, a predicted model, not a curated record